Messenger RNA from Salvelinus namaycush (lake trout), 1861 nucleotides. RefSeq names its product MOB kinase activator 3C-like. The record is from RefSeq and is a predicted model, not a curated record. Bases 46 to 696 code for a protein of 216 amino acids. Gene Ontology annotation, molecular function: protein kinase activator activity. The transcript is spliced from 3 exons. Lineage: Eukaryota; Metazoa; Chordata; Actinopteri; Salmoniformes; Salmonidae. Gene Ontology annotation, biological process: positive regulation of protein phosphorylation; signal transduction. Gene Ontology annotation, cellular component: nucleus; cytoplasm.
ACACACUAACCAUUAGGCCACACCAUAGAGUCCACCAUUAAGACAAUGGCGCUCUGUCUCGGACAAGUCUUCAGCAAAGACAAAACGUUUAGGCCUCGGAAGCGCUUUGAGCCUGGGACACAGCGCUUUGAGCUGUACAAGAAGGCCCAGGCCUCUCUGAAGUCAGGCCUGGACCUGAGGAAAGUGGUCCAGCUUCCCGAAGGAGAGAACAUCAACGACUGGAUCGCUGUGCACGUGGUGGACUUCUUCAACCGGAUCAACCUGAUCUACGGCACGGUCAGCGAGUUCUGCACUGAGCGCACCUGCCCCAUCAUGUCGGGGGGCCUGCGCUACGAGUACCGGUGGCAGGACGGAGACGACUACAAGAAGCCCACCAAGCUGCCCGCCUUGAAAUACAUGAACCUUCUGAUGGACUGGAUAGAGACGAACAUCAACAACGAGAACAUCUUCCCCACGAGAGUAGGUGUUCCUUUCCCUAAGAACUUCCAGCAGGUGUGUAAGAAGAUCCUGAGCCGUCUCUUCCGGGUCUUUGUGCACGUCUACAUCCACCACUUUGACAGCAUCUGCAGCAUGGGCGCCGAGGCCCACAUCAAUACCUGCUACAAACACUACUACUAUUUCAUCUCUGAGUUCAGCCUCAUCGAGCACUCUGAACUGGAGCCCCUGAGAGCAAUGACAGAGAAGAUCUGUAACUAAACCACUUGGACAAUGGAGUGUACAUCAUGUCAAAAUUCCCCGGAGCCCUUCAAGAGACCCACUGCUUAAAUACCAUUGCAAACACUCCAACCAAAGGACAAAUGAGUGGAUUUUGAGUGGAUUUGAAGAACUUAAGUGUUAUCCAUCAAGCAUUAGAAUGUUUAUUCACAUUUUCAGCCAAUAUGGCUAUAUGUUUUAGGAAAAAAGGACUGUUCUGCUUCCUAGAUGUUGUGCUGUGACAUGCAGCAUUUCAGUAUUUUGUGUUUUAUUUGAAUAGCUAUUCUAGCUCUGUUUAUUUAAGCAUGAGUAUGUUUUUCUUGUGCAUAUGUUCUUGACAUCAUUAACUUCCAAAAUGUGUUUGCGGUUUCGAGGUGUUUGAGCCAUUUUGUGACGGACAGAAGGCGACGUCACAAGACCCCUCUCCAGUAUUUAGCAUUGUGUGACAAAUACGUGUCCAAUGUGUCCCAGCCAGAGGCAACAGAGUUAAGGACUUUGAAAAACAGACAUUUUGUGAGGUGUCUGGGUAAGUACAGGGUGACAACUGCAAGCAAUACUUGUGAAAUACUGACUUCAUUUUCAUCUACCAAAACGAGGGAUUCAACUGGGAUUACUCUGGGAGACUCAUCUGAUUGAGACGUGUGACUGAUUCAAUUGCCAAGUGUUAGGACAAGUUUAGUUCACCCACUACAAUUAGUGUUUUGUUGCAUGCCUUGUUAAUUAGCAUUUUAUUAUUAAGGACAUUUUUUAACUGUGAUCAAACUAAAUAUCAGACAUAGGAUAUUUUCAUUCAGAUGGUGACCAAUUAAAACCUGCCUCGUUGCUUUUGUAAAACCUUAAAGUAACUGUCCAGUGUUUCCAGAUUUCUAUGAAAUGAAUUACAAUAUGAGUGAAAUGGUUUUCCUUCCAAAAAAUGGUAAUUAAGUAUGUUAAAAAGCAGCUUUUCUGUGUUGCAGUGGUGUGGGCUUACCCCAACAAAAGAAUGGUGUGGGCGUAUACCGUUCAAGAAAAUCUUAACGCAAGUAAGAUUGGCCAGCUCAUUCUCCUCAGGAGAAUAACAUCAUCCUCUAUUUGGAAAUAGCAUGCAUUUUUGAAACAGUCUAUUUGAGAUACAAGUUUGAGGUGUUUUUUAAAUGUAUUUUCUUUAAUGCUUUGGCCACAAAUAAGA